Molecule: messenger RNA, 876 nt
Organism: Aureobasidium musti
Lineage: Eukaryota; Fungi; Ascomycota; Dothideomycetes; Dothideales; Saccotheciaceae
Source: the annotation of a GenBank genome assembly
AUGUCAGAUCCCAGCGGAUUCCCUACAACCCUGUCCGGCCGUCCUGAGAAGGAGUUCUCUUCGAUGACUGGUAGAGAGCAUGCAGAAAAGUUCGGAGAUGAUCGUGUUACUCUUUUGGAAGUUGUGAAAGUGACCAAACCGAUGAAAAAGUUUACCGAAGACGAUUGGUACUUUCUACGUGAAAAUGCGAUCAGCAUAUCUGAACCACCUACUGAGAGACGGCGCAGAGAACAGCAAUCUGCUCGUGAUCAGAGAGCUCAACGCCGAACUGAGGGCAAGCCAGCCGAGCAGAAUGAAGGAGUGCGUCGCUCAGGUAGACAUCAGGGCGGCAAAGUUGCUUAUGCAGAAUCUGACCCCAAGGACCAAUCUUCUGACAACCCUUCUUCUGAGGACUCCGAAGAUGAGUUCGUGGCAAGUCCUGAAUCCGAAGAGGUCGCGCCUUCAUCCCGUGGAGUCAAGCGCAAGCGAGCCGUCACUUUCAAAGCCACAGAUGAAAAGGUUACCGAGCUGCCCGUCCGAAGCAGACAAGAAGUUUCCGCAGACAGUCAUGAUAUGGCUGAAGCAUCAGCGAGUCGCAGCCGUUCUGUAACGCCAGUACCGCCUGUCAAGAAACGCCGUACACGCCGCACUAUAUUGUCAGAUAGCGAUGAUGAAAUGGCUGAACCUUCUGAGAGCCGUUCUCGGUCUGUUACUCCAGCGCCACCUAUCAAGAAGCAUAGCAAGCGUCGUACGACACUGUCAGAUAGCGAUGAUGAGAUGGCUGAGCCGUCUGUGAGUCGCUCUCGCUCUGUUACUCCAUUGCCUGCGGUGAAGACGCGCAAAGUUGAAGGCAAGCGCAAAGUCACUCUAAACGACAGCGAUGAUGAGAUGGAGUAA